GAUAGAUAUUUAUUGUACUGUUAAUAAGGAAAAAUGUAAAUAUGAACUUCUCUUGUUGGACACAACUUCUCAAACCCUCCCCCGAAGAAACAAAACAACAACAACUGCGAGCUCUGACUGGCUGUGGAGGUGAUGACAUCAGGACACAGAUGAUUCAUAAUGGACGUGAUGGGCUGGAGGUUGAUUUACUCCUCAGACUUUCCGCCUGAACUUCUUUGUCAAACGACAUCAGACCACAUCAGUCGCUCCUAUAGAAAACGUGUUUACCAUGACUUCAUAGAUUCUGUUAUAUCAUGAUGCUGUAUAUAUGUUAAAUCUUGUUGGUAUUUUUUCAACCCCUGAAAAACUGUCCCAGGGGUAGAAUUGUGCUUCUUUAAUGUGUUCUUUGCAGAAUAUUCCUGAACAUGCUUCGGGACCGACAGCUGCUCAUUAAGCAAUAAUUGGUUGUGUGUUUGUGCGUCAGCUGUGGUCAUGAACGACACGUCAGAAGUCACCCAGGUGCUGCAGCAGUAUCAGGUGUCUGUCACAGUUCUGACAAUGCUGCCGUGCGUCCUGUUUCUGUACGUGAACGGCGUCAUGCUGUUCGCCGUGCUGAGGAAGCCCGUCUUCCAGGAGUCCUCUCGGUACAUCCUGUUCGGCCACCUGCUGCUCACUGAGUCCCUGCAGCUGCUGGUGUCUGUCUUACUGUUCACCAUGGCCGUGGCCGCCGUCCGAAUGGUCAGCUAUGCUUGCGUCCUCCUCACACUGUUUGCAACCAUCACUGUGAAAAUGUCCCCCCUAAACCUCGCUGUGAUGUCCCUGGAGAGGUACGUUGCCAUUUGCUUCCCGCUGAGGCACGCGGACAUCGCCACCACCGUGAGGACAGGUGUGGCCAUCGCCGUCAUGUGGACGGCGGCGUCUUUGGACGCGUUCACCCAGCUUUUCAUUUUCGUCCGGCUCGAGAACAUGAGCUCCACUGUGCCUCGGUACUGCAGCAGACAAAAUGUCUUCCGGCUACAGAUUUCUAUAACUUUAUACAAGGUCUUCAACAUUGUGUAUUUUGUAAUAGUGAGCAUUAUUAUCAUCUAUACAUACGUUGCUAUCAUGAUCACUGUGAAGUCAGCCUCUGCCAAUGUCCGUGAGGGCAGCAAGGCCCAUAGGACGGUGCUGUUGCAUCUGUUUCAGCUCGGCCUGUGUCUGGUCUCCACCAUGUUUAGUAUGAUAAAGUCUGGACAACUGGUAGGAGUCCUCUUUGUGCUUCUCAUCAUCCUCCCAAAGUGUUUGAGCCCUCUCAUAUACGGCCUCAGAGAUCAGAUCUUCAGACACGUCUUUAUAUACUAUUUCACCUUCGGCUUCAAAAUCACUAACAAGACAUUUCCUAAGUCCUGAUUUUUAUUUAUUUAUUUAUUUAUUUUAAGGUAAAGGGAUCGUAUAGUUGCAGUUGGAAAGUGUGUUCGCUUCCUGUGAUUGACUUUCUUGUGUGAUAUAGUCAAAUGUGUCUGAUCAGAUUCAGGUCAGAACUAAAAAUGUGGCUUAAAUCAUUAUUAUUUAUCGUCUGUUUCUCUUACAAGAUGUAAGAUAUUGUACACUACAAAAAAAAAAUUAGCCCAAAACAGGCAUUUUAAGUGUUUAAAUUUCGUGCAAAUGCUCCAUCUUAUUGAAGUACAUAAGUUUAAGGUAAUGAGUCACAUGUGAUACAAAGUUUUUCCUCAUCAUGUUGAGUCUCUGUGUAUAACUAACAAGUUAGUUCGUGCAGACGUAUCCCCUCUAAUCACGUCUCUUUAUUCAGUUAUAUUUAAAUUUAAGGGGAAUGAAACCCAUCUCAUUUCCUUCACGUGUUGGUAGGUUGUCGUUUCAUCCACGUCUGUGAUAUUAGUUUCAGAUGCAGUGUGAGCAGGUAAUGUGAUUAAUCCUUGAGGUCAUUCAUUAAAUGAAAAAGUAAAACCUUC
This is a messenger RNA of Acanthopagrus latus (yellowfin seabream), 1928 nucleotides long. RefSeq names its product odorant receptor 131-2-like. Bases 472 to 1368 code for a protein of 298 amino acids. Gene Ontology annotation, molecular function: G protein-coupled receptor activity. The transcript has a single exon. NCBI's taxonomy places the organism in Eukaryota, Metazoa, Chordata, Actinopteri, Spariformes, Sparidae. The record is from RefSeq and is a predicted model, not a curated record. Gene Ontology annotation, biological process: G protein-coupled receptor signaling pathway. Gene Ontology annotation, cellular component: membrane.